This is a messenger RNA of Seminavis robusta, 957 nucleotides long. The record is from the annotation of a GenBank genome assembly. NCBI's taxonomy places the organism in Eukaryota, Bacillariophyta, Bacillariophyceae, Naviculales, Naviculaceae.
AUGUAUCGAGGUAUCCAAUUUGCCAUCAUCAUCAUCAUUCCUCUCACGGUCGACAAUCCCACAUGGGACGACAAUUUGGCCGCUCUGUGCGAAUACCGGGACCGCCAUGGCACGGUCAACAUUCCCGAUCGAUCGUCGCACUAUCCACAAUUGGGACGAUUCGUCUAUAAUUUGCGACGUCAAAAAUCAUUAUUGACACAAAUUCAAAAACAACAAUUGGACGAAUUGGGAUUUCUAUGGGAAUCGUCCCUCGAUGCCAAACGACAGCAACAAUGGGAGGACAUGUUUGACCGAUUGGUAGCAUUUCAACAAGAACAUGGACAUUGUGUGGUACCACAACAGUACGAGAAGGAUCCGCCCUUGGGAAUUUGGGUCAUGAAUCAACGAUCUCGAUGGAAACUGUCGGAAUUAGAAACAUCCUCCUCAUCACAAGCUGCACUCACAGAAGACCAACGAGAACGAUUGGCCGCCAUUGGAUUUGUGGUACGACUACGACCGGGAGGAGCCCGCAAACAAACCAAAUUCGAACAACGAUGGAAUCUUCGCUUUCAAGAAUUAUUGGCGUAUCAAGAAGAGCACGGCGAUUGCAAUGUGCCACUCACCUUUGUCAAGAAUAAAAAAUUGGCCAAUUGGGUCCAUACGCAACGCCAAUACCACAAAAAGGGACAAUUGCGAUGGGAUCGAUACCAAGCCCUUUGCGAUAUCGGAUUUACUUGGGAUUUUGCCGAAAUACAUGACGAAUCCUGGCAUCGACGCUACAAGCAAGUCAAGACGUAUUACGAACAAUUGCAGCAAUACAAAUUGCAACAGUCCGAUACUAGUAAACUGCCGACAUUGAGCGACCGCGCCAAAGUAUGGAAAGACAAUCAACGGCGUGCCCAUGCCAGUGGAUAUCUAGAUCCCGAUCGAAAGGCACUUUUAGAUGAAAUUGAAGGAUUUGAAUGGAGGCAAGAGUAG